Polychytrium aggregatum is the source of this 1482-nucleotide messenger RNA. RefSeq names its product putative mRNA cap guanine-N7 methyltransferase. Bases 239 to 1153 code for a protein of 304 amino acids. The record is from RefSeq and is a predicted model, not a curated record. Gene Ontology annotation, molecular function: mRNA 5'-cap (guanine-N7-)-methyltransferase activity. The transcript has 5 exons. NCBI's taxonomy places the organism in Eukaryota, Fungi, Chytridiomycota, Chytridiomycetes, Polychytriales. Gene Ontology annotation, biological process: 7-methylguanosine mRNA capping. Gene Ontology annotation, cellular component: nucleus.
CCCUUCCUCACCAGCGACAUCCUGUUUCUGGCUGAGAGAUAUCGGCAUUAGGCCGACACAGAGCGAUCAGGGUGCCGAUCCAGCACACCAGGGCGUGACAGCGCGAGCACGGGCGAGCGAGCUGUUCAGGGAAGCAUAGUGUGAACGAGUCGAGCAAAUCUGUGUUCUGGUGGCAUCAACCCAGCGCUCAGCCUCUUCGUUUCUGGGCCGAACCAGCCCCGUCCAUAAGCUUCCGAAAAUGUCAUUUCCGGGCGAUGGCAACGCCAGAGUUGUGGCGGGCCACUACAACGCCCGGCCACAGGUCAACCGCUUUCAGCGGCAGCGGUCGCCCAUCUUCCACCUCAAAAACUUCAACAACUGGGUCAAGUCUUGCUUGAUCCGCACCUACUGCAAGCCCGGCGACAAUGUGCUGGAUUUUUGCUGCGGCAAAGGCGGCGAUCUGCAGAAAUGGGAUAAAAGCCGAAUUGCCUCCCUGGUCGGCGUAGAUAUCGCAGAUGUCUCGAUCCAGCAUGCCCAGCAGCGCUGCGCGGAAAGCCCGCCUCAGUUCCGCUAUCGGUUUAUCGUCAAGGAUGCGUUCAAGGACGAGUUGUUUGCCAAGGACAGCGACCUGGGUCCUUUCGAUCUCGUCAGCUGCCAGUUCUCGCUGCACUACUCGUUCGAAACCGAGAAGCAGGCACGCCAGGCGAUGCGCAAUGUCUCGUCUCGCCUGAGAGAAGGCGGCCAUUUUAUCGGCACGAUCCCGAAUGCAUACCGGCUGGUGAAGAAACUGUUCGAAACGCCUGACGGCGCCUUCGGCAACAGCAUCUAUUCGGUCAAGUUUGCCCAGCGAUACGAAAGCGAAAAGAGCAUUCCCACCUUUGGGGCCAAGUACACGUUCCAUUUGGAGGAUGCCAUCGACAGCUGUCCUGAAUACCUGAUUCCCAUGAACGUUCUCGAGCUGAUUGCGAGAGAGUACGGCCUUGAGCUCGUUUACAACAAAGAAUUCCUCAACUUUUAUGAAGAAAAGCACAAAGAGUCCGAACCCCGACACCUCUUGGACAGGAUGAAGGUCGUCAAUUCCGAGGGCACCAUGGCCGAGGAUGAGUGGAGGGUUGCAGAUCUCUACCUUGCGUUUGCCUUCGUGAAGCGAUCUGCGGGUUCGCUCGCUACGUAGUCCCAACCAAAGCACAGCCUCGCUUCGACUUAGUCCCCAGGCUAUAUCUGGGCGCAUCGCAUGCCACCUUCGCCCCGAGAGUGGUUCGCCAACGGCUGGUGCCGCACCAGGCCCUGAUACGGCGCUUCAUCCACGCACCACUCCCUUCCACCCCAGCCAAAAUGCUACCCUGGGAUUUCAGAUCCUGCAUUUCUUCACCAGCUGCUCUGUUCUGGCUGCUGAAUACAGGGGCGCUUAUCCAUUCCCAUGAGUAUCCAGAGCACUCACGACAGAGCCGUGCCGGAAUCUCUCUCACACGCCUGGGAACUAUCGUCUGGAAGAGUUGUAUC